AUGAGGCUGAAUGAAGGACGGACGGCCUAUUGGCACGAAUGCCAUGCUUUGGAUACAGAAAUCGUGCUCUAUAUUACUAGUUAUAGUUGCUGCUGCGGAUACAUUUCUUCUUCGGUCGACUUUGCAACAGAAUCUCCUUUGGACUUGGUGAAUGCCGCUUUCUUGGCCUUGGAUGCUUCCUUCUUGGCCUUUCCCUUGUUAGACGAAGUCACCUCGGAAGAUCGCUUAGAAGAAGUCACCUCGGAAGUUCCCUUCGAGGUUUCUUUGGUGCUUCCGGACGGUGCUGCCGGAGAUGGCCACUGGGGUCGCCUUGACGGCUCUCUUGGAAACUUUCUUCGAGGUUCCGUUGGAGGUUGCCUUUCCAGAUGCUUUGGAUAUCAUCUCCUUGGACAACGCUUUGGAGGUUGCCUUGCCAGAAGAGCCUCGUUUAGCGAAAGGGGCAGUUGGAGCUCGAGACGAAAGGCUUUUAGGUCAAGCUGCGCCAUGGACUUCUUGACGAGACGGGCCCUGGCAUCAAUGGGGAGAUAUUGA
Messenger RNA from Cylindrotheca closterium, 531 nucleotides. The record is from the annotation of a GenBank genome assembly. Lineage: Eukaryota; Bacillariophyta; Bacillariophyceae; Bacillariales; Bacillariaceae.